ACGCCACAUCAUUUUUGUGGACCUUCCACCAUCCCAAGUCAGUUACGGUGCUCAUCAAUUGCUUUGGGAUUUAUCAGUUUCUCUUGA
Entamoeba invadens IP1 is the source of this 87-nucleotide messenger RNA. RefSeq lists its product as hypothetical. The record is from RefSeq and is a predicted model, not a curated record. The transcript has a single exon. The annotation marks the transcript as partial. NCBI's taxonomy places the organism in Eukaryota, Evosea, Mastigamoebida, Endamoebidae.